AUGGUAUCCAUCACAUUAUCUAUGCUCAUCAAUAAUAUACGACAUGUCCUCCACAACUCUCUCCCGAUACGACGCUCGAAAGCCAACAAGAAACACAAUGCACACGAAAACACACUCGCUGUACUAUAUCCUCGCUUGUUGAUGAAACGACGAGAUAGCAAAAACAGCAUGGUGUUCGAUACACUUGCAGCUGCCCAAUUCUUUUCCAACUCUACAUUCACCUUUCCCUCGACAGCAUCUCGGCAAAAUAACCUAUGUAACGGUCUUGAUAUACCGGUUACUCCACAAUACCGCCCACCUCGUGCUCCUAUUGUUCUUUGCCAUGGGCUAUAUGGAUUUGACAGACGUGGCCCUGAAUCAUUACCCAUGUUUCAAAUACGCUACUGGGGUGGAGUUGAGGAAGCACUUGCCAAGCUCGGUGCCAAAGUGAUUGUAACCAAGGUCCCUCGCACUGGUAGCGUAUGGGAGCGUGCACAAGCUUUGCAUGAUAUUCUCAAAGGUAUCCUUUCUGGUGGGCAAGUUAAUUUCGUUGCCCAUUCGAUGGGUGGAUUGGAUUGUCGAUGUCUCUUGUCACAUAUCCGAAAUCGACCUUAUCAUGUUCAAUCACUCACCACUAUAUCAACACCACACCAAGGAUCACCUGUAAUGGAUUGGUUUCGAGAUCAUGUGGGUGUGGGUGUAACGUACGCUAUCAUGGAUGCUGCUGCCAAUGCUACCUCACCAUGCCAUCAACAACAAAAGCAAAAGAGCAUGGCCAAUUUCUUCGAUCCCGUAAUCCAAGUACUUGAUACUCCAGCCUAUGCCAAUCUAACUACCGACUACUGCAAGAAUCAUUUUAAUCCCAAUACCCCUGAUGAUCCAUCCGUUGCCUAUUACUCGUAUGGAGCCAACACUGCCAUUCCACCAUGGACAUUCCUAGGAAUGACUUGGCAAGUUGUGAAUGAACGUGAAGGAGACAAUGACGGCAUCGUAUCAGUGGAGAGCGCUAAAUGGGGCAAGUAUAUCAAAACGCUCGACGCCCACCACUGGAACCUCAAUGGGCAAAGGUAUCGCUGGCGAUCCACAUCUAGAGAAAAAACUAGCAAUAGCAACUUUGAUCCUACAGAUUUUUACAUGGAGUUAGCUACCCAUUUGUAUGAACAAGGACACUGA
Molecule: messenger RNA, 1152 nt
Organism: Lichtheimia ornata
Lineage: Eukaryota; Fungi; Mucoromycota; Mucoromycetes; Mucorales; Lichtheimiaceae
Exons: 3
Coding region: 1-1152 (383 amino acids)
Molecular function (GO): triacylglycerol lipase activity
Source: RefSeq, a predicted model, not a curated record